This is a messenger RNA of Erinaceus europaeus (western European hedgehog), 1406 nucleotides long. RefSeq names its product transmembrane protein 128 (gene TMEM128). The record is from RefSeq and is a predicted model, not a curated record. Bases 60 to 587 code for a protein of 175 amino acids. NCBI's taxonomy places the organism in Eukaryota, Metazoa, Chordata, Mammalia, Eulipotyphla, Erinaceidae. The transcript is spliced from 4 exons.
AGGCGGCGCCGGAAGUGCGGUGAGACGUCACUUCCGCCGCGUCGCUAGGCGCCGCCAAGAUGGACGCUACGCGGGCCCGAGAGCAGCUGCGGAGGCGGCACCUGCUCCUGCCGGACGCCGAGGCCCUGCUGGACCGCGGGGACUCUGCCGGGCAGGAAACCUCAGUGAGCGUCGAGAAAAAGGAGAAACCUCUCCCACGACUUAACAUCCAUUCCGGGUUCUGGAUCUUGGCAUCCAUCGCUGUGACCUACUACGUUGACUUCUUUAAGACUGUUCAAGAAAAUUUGUAUAAGAGCAGUUGGCUCUUCUGUGGCGGGGCCCUGUUGCUGGUCAGCUUACUGAUUGCUUUCUACUGCGUGGUCUAUCUGGAGUGGUAUUGCGGCAUUGGAGAUUAUGAUGCCAAGUACCCAGCCUUGAUCCCCGUCACAACUGCAACUUUCAUUGUGGCAGGUGUUUGGCUGAAGGGCUCGUCAGCCGAACACACGCAGGCAGAGCUGCGGGGCGGACUGGAGUCUUCACACCUGUGCAGCGAGUGGCUUCCGUGGAAAGAGGUGAACUUUACGGCUCUGGGGCUGGAAUCAGAAUAAAUUCCCCUCCUUUGCGCUUCUUAAACUCAAGUGAUUGUUGACUUCUUCAGCUUCCAAAUAGAAAUAGUCAAAAACAGAAAGCACAUCUAACUCACUCUUGUUAAUCUGUUCCCAUCACUGGGGAAAGGGUACCGGUAUGAAAAUGCGAACAAAGUUUGUUUGUUUCUUUUAUCAUUUUUUCAAAAAAAGAUUUUAUUUAUUAAUGAGAAAACUAGGAGGAGAGAGAAAGAACCAGACAUCACUCAAACCAAACUCAAACCGAACUCGAGACCUCAUGGCCACCUCCCAGGCCACUGUGAACAGAGUUUCAGUAGAAGUGGAUAUGUCCCGAGUUUUAGAGAUUGUGGCUAAUUUUAUUUUAUGACUUUUUAAAUCGCUUUUAUUUUACCAGAGCUCUGCCUAGCUCUGACAGAUGGUGGUGUGUGGGUUGAACCUGGGACCUUAGAGCCUCAGGCAGGAGAGUCUUUUGCUGAAUGCCUGUGCUGUCUCCUGGGCCCUUGUUGUUUCAUGUAACCGAGGGGUAGCGGUUCCUGGUUGAGGAUCUGGGUGUGUGUGGAGAGGGCUGACGCCGCGUGCCUUUAACCCACUCCGCUGACAGCUGCGGAGGCUCAUGCUGCGGAGGCUCACUGUCUCCUCAUUCUGCUCGCCAAGAAGACCGCCUGAAAGUGAUUUAAGUUUUUUCACCACUUUAGAUCCCAUUGUGUAAAUCACUGAGCUUUUUAGCGUUUGUUUGACUCGAGCUUUCAAUGGUUUCUAACUAUGUCUGAGUUUUUUGUUUUGUUUUUUUUUACCAAUUCAAUAAAAUAUUUUUAUAACUUG